CGGGACUACACCGGUGCAUUUUGGGGGGCUUUAGCGGGGCGUGAGCGUGAGGAGCGCUGUAGACGACGCGGAACUACAACGCAGAGCACCUCGGGAGGCCUGCUCGCAGAUUUGUGGGAGGCGACGGGACUCGCCCACCCAUGCCCGGCUACGAGCUGCCCGUGGGCACGUGCCUGGACAUGUGUCCGGCCGCCGAGCGCGCCCAGCGCGAAAAGGAGCGCCGCCUGCACCGCUUCGAGGUGGCGCCGGGGCGCCGCGGGGAGCGGCCCCGAGCAGACCCGCAGCGCGCAGUGAAGGAGUACAGUCGGCCGGCCGCCGGGAAGAGCCGGCCCGCGCCGAGUCAGCUGCGUCCGCCGUCCGUGCUCCUGGCCACCGUGCGGUACCUGGCCAGCGAGGUGGCCGAGCGCACCGACGCGUCCCGCGCGGAGGUGGCCAGCUUCGUGGCGGACCGGCUGCGCGCGGUGCGGCUGGACCUGGCCCUGCAGGGCGCGGGCGACGCCGAAGCGGCGCUGGUGCUGGAAACGGCGCUGGCAGUGCUGCUGGCCGUGGUGGCGCGGCUCGGACCCAAUACAGCGCACGGGCCAGCGGACCCGAUGUUGCUGCAGGCCCAGGUGCAGGAGGGCUUUGGUUCUCUGCGGCGCUGCUACGCGCUGAGCGCCGGGCCCCACUCCCGCCAAGCCACCUUCCAGAGCCUUUUUCUGCUCUAUAACCUAGGCUCGUUGGAGGCCCUUCACGAGGUUCUGCAGCUCCCCGCUGCCCUGCGUUCCUGCCCAGCCCUGCGCACGGCCCUGGCAGUCGACUCUGCCUUCCGCGAAGGCAACACCGCACGCCUGUUUCGCCUGCUCCGGACCCUGCCCUACCUUCAGAGCUGCGCCGUGCAGUGCCAUGUGGGCCGUGCCCGCCGGGGAGCCCUGGCCCGCCUCGCUCGUGCCCUGAGCACUCCUAAGGGCCAGACUUUGCCCCUGGGCUUCAUGGUCCACCUGCUGGCCCUGGAUGGGCCCAAGGAGGCACAGGACCUGUGCCAGGCCCACGGACUGCCCUUAGAUGGACAGGAGAGAGUUGUGUUCCUGAGGGGUCGCUACACUGAGGAGGGGCUGCCACCUGCCGGGACCUGCCAAGUACUGGUAGGGAACAAACUUGGAGGGCGCACCCUGGAAGAGGUGGUCAUGGCAGAGGAGGAAGAUGAGGCUAUGGACAGACCCAGGUCUGUGACGUGAGGAGAGCUGUGCAGUCUUCCAGAGCCCCAGGACUGGGGCUGAAGCACUCAGGUUUCUUUUUUCAAGAUUCCCACACAAUAAAAGGAACUUGUCUUGCAGGGACAA
Messenger RNA from Hippopotamus amphibius kiboko, 1322 nucleotides. It is a transcript of the gene SAC3D1, whose product is annotated as SAC3 domain containing 1. Lineage: Eukaryota; Metazoa; Chordata; Mammalia; Artiodactyla; Hippopotamidae. Gene Ontology annotation, cellular component: centrosome; spindle; nucleus. The transcript is spliced from 3 exons. Bases 141 to 1217 code for a protein of 358 amino acids. Gene Ontology annotation, biological process: spindle assembly; centrosome duplication. The record is from RefSeq and is a predicted model, not a curated record.